Tripterygium wilfordii is the source of this 2636-nucleotide messenger RNA. Its product is annotated as histone-lysine N-methyltransferase SUVR4-like. The record is from RefSeq and is a predicted model, not a curated record. The transcript is spliced from 9 exons. The coding region runs from base 245 to 2194 and encodes 649 amino acids. Lineage: Eukaryota; Viridiplantae; Streptophyta; Magnoliopsida; Celastrales; Celastraceae. Gene Ontology annotation, cellular component: nucleus. Gene Ontology annotation, molecular function: zinc ion binding; histone methyltransferase activity; protein binding.
ACUCUCAACUCUCAAGCCAGACGACGUUACAAGCAAGAAACUUUGACUGAUAGAGAGAGACUUUUCUUCUUCUCUUUGUCGCUGUCGACUCCUCAUUGUCUCAAAGUGAUUUUGAGGGCUUUUUGCUGCAUCAGGAUUUCGAUUUCAAGCGUGUUUGAACAGUGUCAGCUUUCAACGUAUAGAAGCAACUAAAUAGAAGGGUGCAUGUUUCUCUCGUAGUUACUUUAAAUAGACAGCAGCAGUUAUGGAUAUCAACGAGAGGGUUAGUAAUGCCUUAUGUGCAACUCGGGCUCUGGAUAUUCCUGAUGAAGAAGUCAAACCAAUACUAAAACAGCUACUGAAACUUUAUGAAAAGAACUGGGAACUUAUGGAAGCAGAAGGCUAUCGCGCUCUUAUAGAUGCAUAUUUUGAACUCAAAGCGAAAAAGGGGGUGAAAGAUGUGGAAAAAGCCAUUUUGGAGCAUGAUGCCUCUGAAAAACCAUCCAUGAAAUUACAUUCUGGUGUGCAGGAAGAUCAGGUCUCACCAACAAUGGAUAAGUCAAGAAAAUUUUUAGCUCCCAAAGAGGGCAAAAGAUUGAAAAGUAUGAGCGGACAAGGAGCUAUGGAUUCAUCUCAACCAGACUUGCAGGAAGAAAGAAACGAAUCUGGUAUCCUACUUCCUCAUGCUCAGUUUAUGGGCAGGUGGAAGGAAGUAAUCCCAUCUUGCGGGACCAAAAUAGAUCGAAAUUUGGCUUCAAAGGGGACAUCAUGCUCAUCAUAUCCUGAAAAAAGCAUUGAAGAACGUGAACCAUCUCAUAUCUUGAGGAAAAAUGUGUAUCGUAAACAUCUCAGUAAACAGUUCAUGCCGUCUAAAAGUGAGCAGAUUAUCAAUGACCAAAAACAAAUUUACAAACCUAUUUCUGUUGUUGAUCAAGGCGUCCUGGAAACUCCUUCAAGUGGUAAAAGUAUUGUGAAAUCAGCAUCAGAGAAGAAGUUGAUGCGCAGUGAAGAGAGUGCUUCGGGAUGCAAUGACAACACAAACCAUAUGGAGUCGAACGUGAAGGAUAUGAGCAAACAUAGGUCUUCAGGAUCUUCUAAUUUGGCAAAUGCUCAUUCUCAGUCAGCUAAUAAUGAUGAGAGGAGGUGCUUCUCUUACAUCAGUGACAUUACAAAGGGUGCAGAAAAUGCAAAAAUUUCCUUAAUUAAUGAAAUUGCUAAUGAGGAUCUACCCAAAUUUUCUUACAUACCACACAAUAUAAUCUAUCAGAGUGCUUAUGUACAUAUCUCACUGGCUCGGAUUGCUGAUGACGAUUGCUGUUCAGGCUGUUCUGGAGACUGCCUUUCAUCAUCAAUUCCAUGUGCUUGUGCACGUGAAACUGGUGGGGAGUUUGCUUAUACUCAACACGGGCUACUUAAAGAAGAAUUUCUAAGUGCUUGUAUUUCUAUGAAUCUGAACCCUGAAAAACACCCUUCAGUUUUUUGUCAAGACUGCCCGUUAGCAAGGUCUAAGGAUGACUGCUCACCAGAGCCAUGCAAGGGUCAUUUGGUCAGAAAGUUUAUAAAAGAAUGCUGGAGGAAAUGUGGAUGUGACAUGUGUUGUGGAAAUCGUGUAGUGCAGCGAGGUAUUACGUGCAAAUUGCAGGUGUUCUGGACUCGUCAAGGUAAAGGCUGGGGCGUUAGAACACUGGAAAAAUUGUCUAAAGGAACUUUUGUCUGUGAAUAUGUUGGAGAGAUAUUAACCAACACGGAGUUGUAUGAUCGGAAUAUGAAAUGCACUGGCAAUGAGAGACAUACAUAUCCAGUUACACUUGACGCAGACUGGGGUUCGGAAAAAGUUUUAAGAGAUGAAGAGGCACUCUGUUUAGAUGCAACAUUUACAGGGAACGUUGCAAGGUUUAUUAAUCAUAGAUGUUUUGAUGGAAACUUGAUUGACAUUCCAGUUGAGGUGGAGACUCCAGAUCGCCACUAUUAUCAUCUUGCCUUUUUCACCAAAAGAGAAGUGAGUGCUUUGGAAGAGCUAACAUGGGACUAUGGGAUGGACUUUAGUGAUCAUGAGCAUCCCAUAAAAGCAUUUAACUGUUGUUGUGGCAGUCAACAUUGCCGAGAUGUAAAACCAAUUGAUAAGAGGAACAGAAAACAAACACAACAAAAGGAAGACGCAAAAUGCAAAAGACUCAAGAUAGCAACUAAAAGGACCGGGGCAGCCAUCCUUUGACAGGGAUAUAGGUCAGAGAGCAUUCCGUGGAGGCACAUCCUCAUCAUUUGCUUGAACUGUAACCCAAUUAGCUGCUUCAUUUCUUACUUUCCAGAAACCUGUGAUAUCAAACCCUUAACAGGAGCAUCAUUCAAGGAAUGCACUCCCAUUAGUUAAAACUUUUUUAACAUGUUGGAGCCUCUCUGGAUAUCUGCUUCACGUAUUGGUCUUUUCAAUUCCUAUUGUGAUAUAGCUUUACUGUCUGUUUUACAGAAACUGCAUCCACAUCCACUACUUAUGCUGCAUUGUUUCAAAUAUUGCAGCUUGGUUUGUGUACAGUUGUGUUUUGUUUGAUGUGUCUCCAUUUAGCUUGCUUUACCAGGAAUGCGACCUCUCUCGUGUCUGCAAAAGAUUUUGUCCAAGUUUCAGUUUUGAUGGAUUUAUUUAGUCAUAGAAAACUAGA